GAAUAUUGGUUUUCUUGUUUGAUUAUAUUGGUUUAUUGUAGCGUAUAGUACAACAGACCAAAUCAUGUACAAACUAACUUAAUACGUUUUGACUUUGAAUAAGAUUGUUCUCUGUGCUUCCCCCUAAAGAAACGGAAGUUCACCUGUCUGUACAAAAUGUCUUAAUGUAAAUGCCGGUUACUCGCUUAAACGUGGGAAGCCAGAUGUGUUGGAGAACAAUUUAUUUACUGUCGAUUAAUAUCACGAAUUUGAAUGUUGUAUUAAUCUACGAAGUUAUCAGUAUCCUGAGCUAGUACGUUGGAACUUCUGUCAGGUUCUUUAUUUUUGUACCAGACCCGGAGAACAGAAUGUAUCCGGCACGCCGGUGUUCGAUUCUUCUUCACCGGGACAUGGCAGCGUUGUGUGUUACUUCUCGGAGACUAACUAAGAAGAAAGAACCACCUCGGAGAAACCUUUCUGUCACCGGUCUUCUACAAGGUCACAGCGGCUGUGGAGACGGCAUCAGUCCAAAGCCACAGGUGAAGACCAACGUUACGUCAUCAUCCACAUCGGCCAGCUCGAGACCAGUGUGUCCGAUGGGCAGCAGCAGCAGUAGCAGCAGCAGGCUGUUCGGUACCCUGGCCCAGACCCUGAGCAGCGCACCUCUGGCCCAGUCAGACCAGGACCCAGACCAGAAUCCGGACCAGGACCCGGAGGCCCUGGCCAACCCGGACCAGCUGCUGAGGGAAUGUGAGGAGGCCUUGCUGGGGCGGCCAGCCCGGCCACACAGGGACCUGAUGUUCCCCUGCACCCCAGCUCACCAGCACCACAGCCAGUACCAACACCCACCCAUACGGGUGAUGCAGUGGAACAUUCUAGCACAAGCCCUGGGCGAGGGGAAGGACGGCUUUGUGCGCUGCCCUCUGGAGGCCCUGAACUGGGCUGAGAGGAAGUACCUGAUCCUGGAGGAGAUCCUUACCUACCGGCCCGACAUCCUGUGUCUCCAGGAAGUGGACCAUUACUACGACACCUUCCAGCCAAUCAUGGCCAGCCUGGGCUACCACGGCAGCUUCAUGCCCAAGCCGUGGUCUCCGUGCCUGGACGUGGAGAAGAACAACGGGCCGGACGGCUGCGCCCUCUUCUACCGGCGCUCCCGCUUCUCCCUCCUCGCCACCUCCCACCUGCGCCUGUCCGCCAUGAUGCUGCCCACCAAUCAGGUGGCCGUCGUGCAGACUCUGCGUUGCCGGGCGACGGGCCGGAGGCUGUGCGUGGCGGUGACCCACCUGAAGGCCAGGAGCGGCUGGGAGAGGCUGCGGAGCGCCCAGGGAGCCGACCUGCUCCAGCACCUCAGGACCAUCACGGCUCGGGGCAGAGCGGACGCCUGCGGGGCCGGGGCGGGGCCCGAGGGAGAGGGCGUGGCCCUGAUCGUGUGCGGGGACUUCAACUCCGAGCCCACCGAGGAUGUUUACCGCCGCUUCAGCUCCUCCCCCUUGAACCUGGACUCGGCCUAUAAGCUGCUGAGCGCCGACGGCCAGGCGGAGCCCGCCUUCACCACGUGGAAGAUCCGCCCUUCUGGGGAGAGCCGCAGCACACUGGACUACAUCUGGUAUUCCCAUCAUGCCUUGUGCGUGGAGUCACUGCUGGACCUCCUCUCGGAGGAGCAGGUUGGCCCAGACCGCCUGCCCUCCUACCACUACCCCUCUGACCACCUCUCCCUCCUCUGUGACAUCAGCUUCAGGGAACAGCCCCAUAGGCUGCUCUAAUCACGCCCCCCACUUAGACACUGGCCAAUCAAAUGUCAGAUGUAAAUAACUGAAGACGGGGGAGAGAGAUACUUAUGUUCAAGCAGACAGAAUGUUUAAUAGUUUACUUUUAUACCGGACUGAUAUUUUAAGGUUAAAGACAUUUGAAAGAGUGUUUAUUUUUUUCAUAAGACAAGUUCAACUUCCCCAAGAUCGUUCAAAUACGGAUGUAGUUUUUAUUCCGAGUUUAGAUAAUCCUUUGUGGAUUUUCUUUUUACUCAAGAGGACAGUUAAAGUUAAAGGAGACAUUAAGGUGGAUGAGAGGAUAAAUAUUUUUAUGUAUUUUUGCUACACAAUCCUAUUCAUUACUUUUUUUUGGUGCUGUUACCAGUGAGCAUGAGAAAAUAAAUACAAUUUAAAUAAAAACAUACUUAGUUUUUAUGUUUUUUAUUUGUGAAAGCAGAAACGUGUUUUUUCUUGUUUCAACAUACUCAAUUUAAAAUCCUCCAUAUGCAGUCAAAUCUCAAACAGGAACAGACUGGCAAUACAAAUCAGUCAGGAACAUUACUUCAUUUUAUUUUCCAUGUCACACGAGUCAACCAACAUAAAUGUUUCAAACAUUAUAAUAAAUAUUUUUUUUUCAAUAAUUAUCUUCAUGUCAGCAUUUUUUUUUUAAAUCUUCAGUUCUCAUUACUAGCAUUCAUUUGUAUUAUAGGUUAGAAGUUGAAGGAUUAUUUCACUCAAAAUAAGACGACAAAGUUAAAUGAGUUCUCCCUCUUUCACCCCAGGUAUAGCUCUUCUCUGCUUAACCAUUCCAUGUAUCCCUCCAUCACACUGGUCACAAUACCAUACUCUCAUCGUUUAACAUUAAGACUUUUGAAAAAAAAAAAAAAAAACAUUUACAUUGGAAAAUAAAUUAAUGAAUAAUUUGUUCCCCAAAGACAGCCCUUUAUCAAUUG
Osmerus eperlanus (European smelt) is the source of this 2680-nucleotide messenger RNA. It is a transcript of the gene nocta, whose product is annotated as nocturnin a. NCBI's taxonomy places the organism in Eukaryota, Metazoa, Chordata, Actinopteri, Osmeriformes, Osmeridae. Bases 348 to 1742 code for a protein of 464 amino acids. Gene Ontology annotation, biological process: circadian rhythm. Gene Ontology annotation, molecular function: poly(A)-specific ribonuclease activity. The transcript has 3 exons. The record is from RefSeq and is a predicted model, not a curated record.